CGUCUUGUUUCCCGCUAAAAUUGUGCUUGUCGUGAUCACUUGUUGCGUGCCUUAUUGCUUUUGUUUGCUCUUGUCGAGAUCAGUAUUAAAGUUGAUUUUAGUGUUUAAAUAGUGAGAAAUGGAAGGUUUUGACGAUCCCGGAAUAUAUUUCUCCGACAAUCUCUAUGGCGAAGGAGACCAGAUUCCAGAAAAUCAGGCAAAUUUACAAUCGGCCAAGAAGAAGUUGAAAGAGUUCAUUAGACAGUUUCACGAAGGCAAUUUCAACUAUAAAUACAGAGAUACUCUGAAACGAAAUUACAACCUCGGACAGUUUUGGAUUGAAGUAAAUUUGGAAGACUUGGCAGCUUUCGAUGAAUCUCUCGCUGAAAAAGUUUACAAGCAGCCAACCGAAUAUUUACCAUUGUUCGAAGACGCAGCAAAGAAUGUUGCUGAUGAACUCACAGCGCCUAGAUUUGAAGGCGAGGAGAAGGUUGAGGAUAUUCAAGUGCUUUUGACUUCCGAUGGCCAUCCAGUUUCGUUGAGAGGAAUGAAGCCCGACGUAGUCUCGAAAUUGGUAAAAAUUCCCGGAAUAAUAGUUUCUGCCUCGGGAAUCAGAUCAAAGGCGACGAAGAUAGCUAUUCAAUGUCGUACUUGUCGAAACAUUCAAACCAACAUUCCAAUAAAGCCUGGUUUAGAAGGAUACGUCUUACCCAGAAGUUGCACCACGGAGCAAGCUGGUCGACCAAAGUGUCCCUUGGAUCCAUUUUUCAUAAUGCCGGACAAAUGUCACUGUGUCGACUUCCAAGUUUUAAAACUGCAAGAACUGCCAGAUCACAUUCCACAAGGAGAAAUGCCGAGGCACAUGCAACUUUACUGCGACCGAUAUUUGUGCGAUCGUGUCGUUCCUGGGAAUCGAGUCCUUAUCUUGGGAAUUUAUUCGAUCAAGAAGGUUUCAAAGGCCGGAGGAAAAACGAGAGGAAAGGACAAAGCUCUGGUGGGAGUUCGCGCUCCUUAUAUUCGAGUUGUUGGAAUCGCUGUUGAUGGAGAAAACACUGGCGUUGGAACGCAUCCGCCAGUCUCUCCGGAAGAAGAAGAUUUAUUCAGAAGACUCGCAACUGAUGUGCAUAUUUACGACAAAAUCGCGAGGAGCAUCGCUCCCAGCAUUCUCGGUUCUUUGGAUAUCAAAAAGGCCAUAGCAUGCUUGCUUUUUGGCGGAUCUCGAAAAAGAAUGCCCGACGGACUCUGCAGAAGAGGAGACAUAAAUGUCUUAUUACUCGGCGAUCCAGGAACUGCGAAAUCCCAGUUGUUGAAGUUUGUCGAAACUGUUUCUCCUGUCGGUGUGUACACUUCAGGAAAAGGAAGUUCCGCUGCUGGUCUCACUGCUUCCGUUUCUAGAGAUCCAAUCACGAGAAAUUUCGUGAUGGAAGGAGGAGCGAUGGUGCUAGCAGACGGAGGAGUAGUUUGCAUUGACGAGUUUGACAAGAUGAAAGAAGACGACAGAGUGGCAAUUCACGAGGCGAUGGAACAGCAGACAAUUUCGAUUGCAAAGGCGGGAAUCACAACUUCCUUAAAUACUCGAUGCUCCGUUCUUGCGGCUGCCAACUCGAUUUUUGGCCGUUGGGACGACAUCAAAGGCGAGGAGAACAUUGAUUUCAUGCCUACUAUUUUGUCCCGUUUCGACAUGAUAUUUAUUGUCAAGGACGAGCACGAGGAGUCGAGGGACAUCAAGAUCGCGAAACACGUGAUGGGAAUUCACGCAAACGCUGGCCAGAUCACAGAGGAAUCAGUUGAGGGAGAAUUGCCCUUGGCCACUUUGAGGAAAUACAUCCACUACUGCAGAAUUCGAUGCGGACCAAGAUUGGAUAAAGAUGCAGGCGACAAGUUAAAAAAUAGAUACGUCAUGAUGAGAGCCGGAACUCGUGAACACGAGCGCGACACAGAAAAGAGAAUUUCCAUUCCAAUCACCGUUCGUCAACUGGAAGCUGUCAUACGAAUUUCCGAGUCUUUGGCGAAAAUGAGACUAGAGCCUUUUGCCACCGAAAUUCACGUGAACGAGGCUCUUCGGCUUUUCCAAGUUUCUACUUUGGAUGCUGCCAUGAGCGGAUCCCUAGCAGGUGCUGAAGGGUUUACUUCGGAGGAAGAUUCAGAGAUGUUGGCUCAUAUUGAGAAGCAAUUGAAGAAGCGUUUUGCGAUUGGUACCACCAUCUCGGAACAAAAUAUUGUCAACGAUUUUCUCAAGCAGAAGUUCCCGGAACGUGCUAUUUACAAGGUGAUACAUACGAUGAUUCGCCGUGGUGAACUUCAGCAUCGAAUGCAACGAAAAAUGUUGUUCAGGCUCUACUAAAACGACCUUCCAGACGGCGACUGGAUUGCUAGACGUGUCUAACAUAAAGUCACCACCAUUUUCGUGGACCGCCGGGGACAUAUCCGUCUCAUUAAGGAGAAAAGCAAAAGGCAUGUGAAUUAAAUACAUGUCCAGGUAUUCUAGCCCGAGCUUUUCGAGGGACAUUUUGGCGAAUCUCUCCACAUCGGAUGGUCGAUUUCCAUAAUUCGGCAACUGACAAAUCAUAUGGUCCAUUUGUAUAAAAUAUUUCUCGGUUUUAACUUAACAAUUAUUUACAACUUGAUGUUUUUUUUUUUUCACUUGCAUACCUUAGAAGUUAUGAAAAGAUCUUCGCGUUUCCCUCCUCUCUCGAACCAUUUUUUCAAACUUUUGCCAAUCGCAUCCUCGUUUUUAUAAUUGAAAGCUGUGUCUAUGUGUCGGUAUCCACUAUUCAGGGCAGCCAGUACUGCUGCCUCCAUUUCUUCCGGUUUUGCCUACGAGUUUUUUUUUUUUUUUAGAAUUUUGGUUUGGUUUUAAAUCGUUUGGUUUCUCCAAAAGAAGGGUAUUGUAAUCGUACGUAUAAGGUCUUGUGAAUAAAUUCAAUUUUUAUGAAAAGGA
This is a messenger RNA of Belonocnema kinseyi, 2920 nucleotides long. RefSeq names its product DNA replication licensing factor Mcm5 (gene Mcm5). The record is from RefSeq and is a predicted model, not a curated record. Gene Ontology annotation, biological process: double-strand break repair via break-induced replication; DNA replication; DNA replication initiation. The transcript is spliced from 9 exons. Gene Ontology annotation, cellular component: MCM complex; nucleus. Bases 119 to 2323 code for a protein of 734 amino acids. NCBI's taxonomy places the organism in Eukaryota, Metazoa, Arthropoda, Insecta, Hymenoptera, Cynipidae. Gene Ontology annotation, molecular function: ATP binding; single-stranded DNA helicase activity; 3'-5' DNA helicase activity.